GAGUUGGCCUUUUUUAGUGAGUUGACGUCAUGUGAUUUACAGGAAACGUUGCAGCAGUCGCCGCAUGCACAGUUUGUCCUUCCUGUCAACUACACCCUGUCCCAGACUCUAAAGUCUCAGUCGGACUCUGCAGUCUCACAGCUCCACACAUGAAGUGAAAACAGAAAGUAGAUUUCCUGGUCUAACGCUGCUUCUUUGAUAUUCUCUGAAAGUCUUUAACUCUGAGACAGAGAACAUGUUUAUUGGAAGAUGUGCGUUUCUCUGCUGGACUCUGCUGUCAGUCUGUCAGAUGGUUUCUUCCUCUACAGGACAGAUAAACAUCACAGCUGAACAUGGACAGACUGUCUCUCUACCAUGUAAAGCUCUGAACAAUGAACCUGUCACAGUGUUGGAGUGGAAAAGACCCGACCUGAAGACAGAUAAAUAUGUUCUUUUAUAUCUUAAUAAUAAAUCAGAAACAGAGGAUCAGCAUCCAUCUUAUAAGAACCGAGUGGAUCUACAGGACAAACAGAUGAAGGAUGGAGACGUGUCUCUGACUCUGAAGGAUGUGACGACUGAUGACAGUGGAACAUACGAGUGUCGUGUUGUUCAGAACAGAGCAAGACAGAUAAGGAGCAUCAUCAGACUGGAUGUAGCUCCAGAACCAGUACCUCCAGUCUGGCCUAAAGUUCUCAAAGUUCUCCUGGUUGUUGUUCUUGGUGUUGUCGUGGGUCUUUUGUUUCAUUGUCGACUCUACUUCAUGUCAGUCCUCCAGGUGGAGGUGGAUUCAGGGGUGGAGUCUGUCCAGCUGCCCUGCAAAACCAUAACUCACCUUCCUAAAGACUCUAGAGUGGAGUGGACAGAUGGAGACAACAGGAAGGUCCAUGUGUAUGAGAAUGGCUCUGACCAUCCUGAAGAACAGAACCUGAUUUAUAGAAACAGAACGAAGAUGAAUGAAGACCUGCUGGAAACUGGAGACCUCAGUCUGACUCUGAAAUACCCCACAGAUGGAGACAACAACACCUACACCUGCAGAGUCUACGACAAGGAGGGAGAGAUACUGAUGAUGAAACAAGUGGAGCUCAGAGAGAAAGAACCACCUCCAGUCUGGCCUAAAGUUCUCAUAGUUCUCCUGGUUCUCCUGGUUGUUGUUCUUGGUUUCGUUGGGGGUCUUUUGUUUCAUUAUCGACACUACUUCAUGUCAGUCUACCAGGUGGAGGUGGAUUCAGGCGUGGAGUCUGUCCAGCUGCCCUGCAAAACCUUAACUCACCUUCCUAAAGACACUAGAGUGGAGUGGACGGACGAAGACGACAGGAAGGUCCAUGUGUAUGAGAACGGCUCUGACCAUCCUGAAGAACAGAACCAGAUUUAUAGAUAUAGAACAAAGAUGAAUGAAGACCUGGAAACUGGAGACCUCAGUCUGACCCUGAAAUACCUCACAGAGAGAGACUACGGUACCUACACCUGUAGAGUCUACGACAAGGAGGGAAAGAUACUGAUGAUGAAACACGUGGAGCUCAGAGUGAAAGGCAGCGCCUAUGGCAGUGUCCCGGAUCUAUCGUCUCCUGUGAUGGCUGAAGAUGUAGUUUGAUCAGGUUGUUGAUCUUUGAUCAUUGAUCAGUGAAGGAUCUGAUCGAUGAAGAGAGGAGGACGCUCUGUCAGCUCCUGGUCCACCUCCCUCUACUGCUCCUUCUUCUACCCUUUAAGAACUGUAGACUCAUUCAGGAAAAUUGAGCUCUGAGUCUUUGUCCUCAUCAUCAUCUUCAUCAUCUUCUUCUGCUGCUGUUUUUUCUUGCUUCAGUUUCGUCUGGUGAAUUUGAGGAUCAUGUAUCCAACAUUAUAUUUUAUUUUUAUAUUUAUGUACUGAAUGAUUUUUUUAAUACUUUUUUAUUCUGCUGGGAGGUUUGUGUAUUUAUUGAACCACCUGAAGAAGAAAUGCAGCCUGAGAUACUGAUACUGUCAGAGAAUGAGCAGCAUGAUGAUGCUGAUGCUGUAGGCUGUUUGCUGCACUGUUGUUUUACUGAGCUUCUUUGCAGAGCUUUGAUGAAUAAAAUGAAGCUGAAAGGA
Messenger RNA from Mugil cephalus (flathead mullet), 2046 nucleotides. RefSeq lists its product as uncharacterized. The coding region runs from base 236 to 1570 and encodes 444 amino acids. The transcript has 7 exons. NCBI's taxonomy places the organism in Eukaryota, Metazoa, Chordata, Actinopteri, Mugiliformes, Mugilidae. The record is from RefSeq and is a predicted model, not a curated record.